Messenger RNA from Achroia grisella, 3057 nucleotides. RefSeq names its product integrator complex subunit 7 (gene INTS7). The coding region runs from base 88 to 2916 and encodes 942 amino acids. Lineage: Eukaryota; Metazoa; Arthropoda; Insecta; Lepidoptera; Pyralidae. Gene Ontology annotation, cellular component: integrator complex. The transcript is spliced from 18 exons. The record is from RefSeq and is a predicted model, not a curated record. Gene Ontology annotation, biological process: snRNA 3'-end processing.
GUUUUAUUUUCUUCCAAUUCGGAAAAGCUGCUCUUGUUUAUUAUUAUUAUUGUACUAUUUUAAUUUUUAUAGAAUAAUUCGAGCACAAUGAUUGGUGUUCGGUUAAAUACUUUUAAUGAUAAUUCCGGAGAGCCUGAGCAAGACGCUAACUCGGCUUUAACUGAACUUGAUAAAGGCCUUAGAUCUGGGAAAGUUGGUGAACAAUGCGAAGCAAUAGUCCGAUUCCCUCGCCUGUUCGAAAAAUAUCCAUUUCCAAUACUAAUAAAUUCGUCAUUCCUAAAAUUAGCUGAUGUUUUUCGCAUGGGCAACAACUUUCUCCGUUUGUGGGUACUGAGAGUUUGCCAACAAAGUGAGAAGCAUUUGGAUAAGAUUCUGAAUGUAGAUGAGUUCUUGAGGAGAGUGUUCAGUGUUCUGCAUUCAAACGAUCCAGUGGCCAGAGCACUGGCGCUCAGAACCCUGGGAGCGGUUGCUGGUAUAAUUCCGGAGAGACAGAAUGUCCAUCAUGCCAUCAGGAGAGGAUUAGACAGUCACGACAAUGUAGAAGUUGAUGCAGCCAUAUAUGCUACCACCAGAUUUGCAGCACACUCCAAUACCUUCGCUGUAGCUAUGUGCAACAAGCUCUCCGACAUGGUAGAAUGUGAGAGCACGGGUGCAGAGAGACGAGCGAAACUAGUUCGAGCAUUGAGAACUGUUCAUGGUGGAGCUGUGAGAGCCCAAGGUGUGUUAAAAUUACUGCGAUCUCUAUUGGAACGGUUCCCAUCAUCAAGCUCCGUGCGGGCGGCCAUUACUGCAUUAACUGCAAUCGCUGCAGAUACAGUGGUACAUGUUCCUGAUCAGGUGGAACUACUUCUAAAUAUUGCAAUGAAUGAUGCUCGCUCUGUCGUCCGGCGGUCAGCGCUCGUUGGACUGAAGAAAUUAGCAGAGCAUGCAGCCUUGUGGCCAGCGGACUGUAUUCAGAACUUGGUACAAGCUGCCACUGAUAGUGAAGAUGCAGAGCAUACUAUGCUAUGCUUACAAGUGAUGCAGAUCCUGGUGCAGUGCCCGGCGGUGUGCGCGGCGGCGGGGAGGCUGCGUGCGUACUGCGCGGACGCAGCGCUGAGCGUGGACCUGCGACACGCCGCCGUCGCCGCACACGUCCUCACCACCAUCGUCGUUCACUGCUACGAAGAAUCUCUGCCAGUGGAUGGUGCUGAUCUAAUGAUAGCACUCGAGUCCUUAGUCAUUGCGACCAGCAUGGACGACGGUCCGGCCAAUAUAAGACCUCUGCGAAUCGCGCUAAGCUGCUUGGUGAAGCUGUGCGGCGCGGAGCCGAGCUACGCGACGCGGACGGCGCGCGCGCUCGCGGCGCAGCUCGGGGCCGCGGGGCGCCGCUCGCGCGCGCUGCUGGAGGCGCUGGCCGCGCUGGGCGCCGGCCUGCGAGCCGCCGCCGCGCUACCGGCAGCGCUGCCCGCGCUGCGGGAACAAUUAGAAAACCCGUCGGACGAUGGCACGGCACUGGUGCUGCUCUGCACGGUGCUGUUCCAGGAGCGCGCGAGUGCCGCUCUCACUGCCACCAUCUCUGACUCUUGGCAGAAGAGCAUCCUGGACGCUAUCCGAUAUGUCGAUGGUUGGACUAGAUACAGGGUAGCGAGGGCAGCACUGCGAUACGCUCACCAUAGUCUAGCGGCUGACAUUCUGAAACGUCUAUCAGAGGAAGCCCCGAGCGAAUCCGCCCAACGCUGGCUGUCCGCCUUGCACCGGGCCGCAGCCGCCGACGCCAUGCUUUUACAGGAAGGCAUCGCGGGGCUGGAGGCGGCGAGCGCGGCGUGGGAAGUGAGCAGCGGGUGGGGAGGCGCCGGCUGCGGCUGGGGCGCGGGCUGCGCGGCUGGAUGCAGCGGCUGCAGCGGCUGCGCACCGCUGCCGGCCGCUUGCAUGGCGGCACGUGCUCACGCGCUUCAAGCGCUUGCGCGGGCCGCCGCCGCCGCUCGCGCUCUGUGCACGCAGCCGCCGCCCGCAGUCGCACACGCGCACGCACAGGCGGCGCGGGACCGCGCGGCGGCGGCGGGCGCGGCGGCGGGGGCGGCGCGGCGCGCGGCGCGCUCGCUGGCGGCGGCGGCGCGUCGCUACGCCGCGCUCGCACGCUCCGCCUUCCACGCAGACAACUCCACCCUGCGCCACCUCCACAUUGCUCAACAUACUUAUAAUCAAAUGGCUCAAUUCCUGGAGCGCAUCACCUCCAAUCAACAGGAACGACCCGCUGAGGUCAUCACCAAGGAUCUGAAGGCCACAACCCUCGAGGAGAUGAUCGCUCUCGCACCCAGUAUCGCCGUAGCCAAAAUAUCGGCUAAGCUUUUUGAUGAUCCCACUACAGCACCCGGUUUUACCCAUAGACACGCGGAGGCGAUAGUGGCGGCGGUGAGGGCGAUGUGCGCGGGCGCGGGGUGGGCGCGCGGCGUGUGUGCGGGGCGCGCGGGGGGCGCCGCGUGCCGCCUCGCGCUCACCCCCGCGCCCCGCGCGCCGCCCGCCGACCACGCCGCCGCGCUGCCGCUCGCGCACCGCCUCGCGCUCAAGCUGGAGGGCGUCGUGCUGCCCGUGCCGCCGCUCAGUAAACGACAGCCGCAGCGUCAAGUGAAAGGCGUUCAGAUCACGGUCACCGCCACCCCGCAUCCACGCACUAACGAAAAGACCGUGGAAUUGACAAACAUCCCGCCCGUGUUGACCGCCGUACAGACCGUCACGCCGGUCCGCGAUUUCUUCUCGGCGCAGCAACUAGUGUCCGUGAACGCGCCCGGACUGUACACGGUGGCAGUGGAGGCCGCGUUCGUUGAUGAGAACGGCGAACUGUGGAACACUGGCCCGAGGACGUCUAUUGUCAUUAAGGCCCAUGAAGACCCGACAACAAAAGGCAUACCUCAAGCGAAUCGAGGAAGAUACUGAUAGGAUGUGUUUUGUUUUAAGUACAUAUAAAAAACUUAUUUGUGUAACUUUAUAGGAUGACAACCGAAUCUUAAAAUGUGGAAAUAUUCACGGCUAUAGUAGAAUAAAAUAGAAAUAAUUAUUAUUCAAAUAAACUUAAUA